This is a messenger RNA of Tauraco erythrolophus (red-crested turaco), 585 nucleotides long. NCBI's taxonomy places the organism in Eukaryota, Metazoa, Chordata, Aves, Musophagiformes, Musophagidae. The record is from RefSeq and is a predicted model, not a curated record.
CCGCCGCUGAUGAAGAAGCACAGCCAGACCGACCUGGUGAGCCGGCUGAAGACGCGCAAGAUCCUGGGGGUCGGCGGGGAGGACGACGACGGCGAGGUCCAUCGCUCAAAGAUUAGCCAAGUACUGGGAAAUGAAAUCAAGUUUGCUGUCCGGGAACCGCUGGGGCUCAGGGUCUGGCAGCUGGUUUCCGCCGUCAUGUUUUCUGGGGUCGCCAUCAUGGCCCUCGCGUUCCCUGACCAGCUCUACGACACCGUCUUCGACGAGGAAUCGUCCAGCAGCAAGACUCCCAUCCGGCUCUACGGAGGAGCCCUCCUCAGUGACUGCUGCAUUCCCAAGGCUCUGCUGGUCUCCCUCGGAAGCUGCGUUAGAGGGCAGUAGAAAACUGCUUUGUGCUACUUGUCUCUGUUUUUUCGUUGCCAACUUCUGCCUUUUCUUCCUCCUUCUCCUCCAGUUACCACCGUCUCCCUGGUUGAGAGUAGCCGGAUAGCCACAGGUGCCGUGCUCCUCCUGGUCAGCCGAGCCCUCUUCAUCCUCAUCAGCAUUUAUUAUUAUUACCAAGUUGGACGCCGUCCCAAGAAAGUCUAA